GUAUGCCCUCAGAUCCUUGUAACCCUCCAUCCUAGACGCCGAGCAGCCGAUCACCAAACAGCACUAGAGAGACAGAAAUGGGAGAAUAAACAGGGAUGCUCGCACGCUGUAAGGGACACUGGAGGUAGAUGUGAGGGAUAACUGCAACUGGUGAGAGAAUCCCUCCACUGGGCUCCCCCCAUCUCAGCCCUCUCCAACACCAGUCUUCAGAGCCCCAUUCCAAACUGCCAACAUGUUCUCCUCCAACUUUCUGAGUGGGGGGAAUACUCUAAGUGCAAUGUCCUCUGCUGUAAACAAGUUCAGUCGUUUUGGGGAUGAGGAGGAAAAGCAACAACAGCAGCCUCCAGGACCCUCAAAGCAGAAGGAUCCUCAACAGCAGGGGAAUGGCCAAUCAGCCUCACAGGGGCCUCAGAGACAAAGUAGACAGCAGACACAGGGUGUGGGAAUGGGAGGCCAAGGAGCUGGAUGGGAUGGAUCUCAACCACAAGGAGCUGGUCGGGGAAGUCCUGUACAGCAAGGAGCUGGGAGAGGAGAUCAUCCACAUCAGGGAGUGGGCAGGGGAGGAUUGCAACAAGGAGCAAGUGGGGGUGGAUCCCCUAAGCAGGGUGUUGGGAAGGGUGGACCUCAACAACAAGGCCCAAGUGGACCUGGGUCUCAUCCAGGAGGUGCAGUUGGCUCAAGGCCUCCUUCAGCAGAGCCUCAGGUGAAAGGUGGACCUGGAGCUGGGGUGAAAUCCAUCUGUCCAGUCUGUAAAAAUACAGAACUCAAUCUUAAGUUCAAGGAUUCGCCCAACCAUAACACCUGCACACAAUGUAAAUCAGUGGUCUGCAACAUGUGUGGGUUCAGUCCUCCAGAUGCAACCGUUGAGGAGUGGCUCUGCCUGAAUUGCCAGAUGCAGAGAGCUCUUGGAGGCGCAGAGAACAGCGGACCUCCUACACUAAAAGCCCAGCUCCAGCCCAAGGACUCCGUACCAUCACAGAACCCUGCAAAGAAAGACAAUCUUCAUAGUAAGCAGAUGCCGUCAUCUGCCAGCCAGCCAACCAAACCAACAGAGGGUCAGAAACUGUCAAGCCAGUCCAGCACAAGUGCAACUCAUCCGUCACAGCAAACGUCACAACAAAAACCUCUUCCACAGCAGACAACAAAAGGUGCUCCUCCUGCCAAAACUGAGAUACCAUCAAAGACUGAGCCCCCUAAAAAAGAAGAAGAGUCCAGUUUCUUUGGUUUCGGUUUCGGUGGUGCUCGAUCCCGCUCUCCUUCUCCACAGCCUGGUGCCUCUUCUGUUUCUGGAAAGGUUCUAGGCUUUGGUUCUUCGUUUCUUAGCUCAGCAUCCAAUUUGAUUUCAGCUGUCCAGGAUGAGCCCUCCACGACCACACCAACCAAGGGUUCCACUGUUACCCAAACCUCUGCCAAGAACACCACACCCCCUUCCUCAAGAAAAGGCUCAGAGGCCUCUAAGGGCUCCCCCAAUGUUCCUAAAUCUCAGACACAGGAGGGAAAAAGGCAACAGCAACAAAAUAAACCCCAAGACACUCAAAAAACAACGACAACAAAGGAGUCCUCAUCUGCUCAGGCUACUAAAUUAGAUCAAAGCCCGAAACUUCUUCCCAAAGCCUGUCCACUCUGCAAGGCAAGCCUGAGAAGAGAUCCUCCUAACUAUAGUACCUGCACUGAAUGCAAGGCCACUGUGUGUAAUCAGUGUGGAUUUAAUCCUGUGCCUCAUCAAACAGAGGCAAAAGAGUGGCUUUGCUUAAACUGCCAGACACUGAGAGCACUGAAAGGAAUAGAGCCUGCCGGACAACCCACAAUAAAGUCCCAAACACAGCCCAGCAAAUCUCAAAAGAUGGAAUCUACACAUGGUCCUUUAGAGAAAGAGCCCACAGCUCAGCCAACAAAGACUAGUUCUGCCAACCAACCUGCUGAUCAGAAAAAGAUGCAUGAACAACAGACUGGUGCAGCAGGAGCAAAGCAAGCUCUCUCCCCUAUGCCUUUACAGCAACCGACAGCAAAAAAUUCCCCCUCUCCUCCUGUGUCUAAAGCAGCACCACAGACUUAUACAGAGCAAGAACAGUCAGGAUUUUUUGGCUUUUCAGGCUUUGGUGGAGCCCAUUCACAAUCACCAUCCCCUCAGCCCGCUGUUUUGGCCAUGUCUGGUAAAGAUCUAGGAUUUGGGUCGUCCUUCCUGAGCUCAGCAUCUAAUCUAAUUUCAUCAGCAGUUCAAGAUGAACCUUCUACAGCACCUUCAGUCUCUCAAACUUUCCUCAAGUCUACUACUCCACCAACAUCUCACAAAGGGUCUGCAGCAUCACAAGGGGCUGCCUUAUCAGCAUCAACAAGAAAGGCUAAUCAAUCAGAUGGUCAGAAAGAAGAAAAAAAGACAGAGCUAACUGCUGACCAAAAGAACAAAGCACCAGUAUCUCAAAUUAAAAAAGCCGAACCUUCUUCACAGAUGCCAAAUGCAGACAAAGGCCCUCAAACCUUGCCCAAAUACUGCCCACUCUGCAAGGUACAAAUCCAAAAGGACCUUGCCAACUACAACACUUGUACGGAGUGCAAAAACACUGUUUGCAAUCUCUGUGGAUUCAACCCAACACCGCAUCAAACUGAGUUGAAAGAAUGGCUUUGUCUAAACUGUCAGACUCAAAGAGCUCUAAGAGGAAUGGAGCCACCAGGACCUCCAAAGUUGGAGACUGCAGCGCAGCCCAACAAAAUCCCUACCACUCAACCAUUGGCUUCACCCUCAAUUCAAAAGAAAGGGAUUUCUGAAUUGGAAAAGUUAGCCAAGAAAACUGACCCUCCUCAGAAAUUACAACAACAACAAUCCAAGGCUCCAAAUGGUACUCUACCAAUCCAAAAAGACCAGCAGCAAGAAAAUGAAUUCAAAUCUGAAGUUCCUGUCAAGACAGCCAAGGAAGAAUCUGGAUUGCUUGGUUUUGGUGGUGCUAGGUCAAGGUCUUCAUCUCCUCAGCCUGCUAUGUCUGCUGUAUCUGGGAAGGUUCUUGGCUUUGGUUCCUCCUUUCUCAGCUCAGCAUCUAAUUUAAUAUCAUCAACUGUGCAAGAUGAGACCUCUGCAACACCACCAACCUCCCGCAAAGCUUCCACAGUUUCCCAGAACUCAACACCACCCACAUCUCGGAAGAGCUCUGCUGUUUCACAGACCAUAAACACAGGGGAUACUAAACGACCUACUGCACAAAAACAAGAGAAAAAGAUUUCUGAGUCACCUCAGCUAGCAAGUAAAUCUUCUGUGAAAGCAAAAAUAGACCAUACAUUGUCUGCAAAAGUUGACAAAACUCCCCUGCCUCUUCCCAAAAUCUGUCCUCUUUGUAAGGCAGCUAUUACCAGUGAUCCUCUUAAUUUCAGCACCUGCACAGAAUGCAAAAACAUUGUGUGUAACCAUUGUGGAUUUAACCCCAUGCCUCAUCAAAUAGAGAUGAAGGAAUGGCUCUGUUUGAGUUGCCUGAUAAAGAGAGCACCUGAACCUUCAAGUCUAAAUCCCCAGCUGCAGACUAAUGCUGGCUCACAACAAGACAAAACAGCUCCACAUCAGCCUCCUCCAGAACCCAGUAGAACUGAGGACCAGUCAAAAACAGCACUUGGAAAACCCACUACUAUAUCUACAAUACAAAAUCUUCCAAAGGAAAAACCUGCACAGAAAGAAACUAUAAAAUCUCAAAAGCCAAAAGAUAGUAGUGCUCCAGCCAAAUCCGAAACAUCACAAUCAGAUUCCUCCAAAAAAGAUACCGGUUUCUUUGGCUUUGGUUUUGGUGGUGCUCGAUCUCGAUCACCUUCUCCUCAACCUAUUGUCUCGGAGAAAGUUCUAGGCUUUGGCUCCUCGUUCCUCAGCUCAGCAUCUAAUCUCAUAUCUUCGGUAGUUCAAGAUGAAUCCUCCACAACACCGCCAACACCUCGUAAAGGUUCAACAGUUUCCCAGACCUCAGUGAAGUCUACAACGCCGCCCACCUCUCGUAAGGGUUCAUCAGUUUCACAGACAUCUCUCAAAACCACAUCUGCUGUGGCAUCAGCAGCUACAUCCCAUAAGGGAUCCACAGCAUCCCAGGACACAACAAAAAUACAGGUUGGGGAAAAUAAACCUCUGUCUCAAAAGCAAUUGGAAGACAAGGAGCCCUUGCAGCCUCAGCCUUUCAAAUCACCAUCUAAACCGCCACCAAAGCUUCAAGCUAUUAAAAUGUCCUCUCAGUCUCUCCCUAAAGAAUGCCCACUUUGCAAAGUGGAGCUCAAGAAAGAUCCUCCUAACUUCAACACCUGCACUGAAUGCAAGAUCAUUGUAUGUAACCUCUGUGGGUUUCUCAUGCCUCAUCAAAUCAAGGCAAAAGAGUGGCUUUGCUUAACCUGUCAAGUGCAACGAGUCCCUUCCCAUGCAGAGCCUCAAGAUCAAGCUAAGAAAGUAGCCCCAGUGCCAAAGGAGGAGCAAGAUGCUCCAGAAACUGCGCAGAAGAAACAAAACACAGAGGAAGCCACCAAUACUGGUCAGAAAACAGCUGUAGUUGGGGGAAAGGAGCCAACUGAUGUGACACCACAACAGCUCAGUCAACUGAAGACCUCACAGCAGAUGAAAUCAGACAAGCCUCAAGAAAAACAAUCCAAGCCACCAAAGGCUGAGCCUAAUCAAGUGGAGUCUGGAUUUUUUGGUUUUGGCGGGGCUCGAUCUAGGUCUCCUUCACCUCAGCCUGCUGUUUCUGCGGUGUCUGGCAAAGUUUUAGGCUUUGGUUCCUCCUUCCUUAGCACAGCUUCUAAUCUGAUAUCUUCAGCUGUUAAGGAUGAACCUUCCACAACACCACCAACCUCCCGCAAAGGUUCAUCAGUUUUAGAAACAACACCUCCUCCCUGCUCCCGUAAAGGCUCUACAGUAUCUCAGUCAUUGUUCAACAACAACACAACAUCACCUAGCUCACAACAAGGUUCUGGAACCACACAAGGUUCUCAGAAGGCCCAACCUAGUAAAGAUACUAAACCAUCAACUGAACAGAAACAAGAGGAGAAGACACCAUUGCUUCAACAGGCUGAGGAGCCAUCAAAUAAAGUGAAACAGGAUAAAGAGACACCUAUAUCCAAGCCUCUUCCCAAGGUCUGCCCACUCUGCAAGGUGGAGCUCAAGAAAGAUCAAUACAACAGCUGCACUGAAUGCAAAAAUAUCGUAUGUAACUUGUGUGGGUUCAACCCUAUGCCCCAUCAAAAUGAGGUGAGGUGGCUUUGCUUAGCGUGUCAGAUGCAGAAAGCACCAGAGCCUCCCCCUGCACAGCCUGAGCCACACGUUAAGGAAGUUUCACCACUUAAAAUGGAUACUCCCACUCUAGAUGUUUCACAGAAGACACCACAUCUUCCAGCAGAUUCAGUUCACAAGGAUAAGAAACUAGAAGUGGCAGGGAAACAAGUCAAUAAGCAAACUUUAGCAGAAACUGAACAACCCACCCAAAGAGAAACAAAACAACAUCAUAUUGCAGAAUUUCCAAAGUCAGAAUCUCAAAAAACUGAUCCGCAACCAGAAAAACCUGGAUUCUUUGGGUUCAGUUUUGGAGGAGCUAGAUCUCGAUCACCUUCUCCUCAGCAUGCUGUCUCUGCUGUCUCAGAGAAGGUUCUAGGGUUUGGUUCUUCAUUCUUAAGCUCAGCAUCUAAUCUAAUCUCAACAGCUGUUCAAGAUGAGUCUUCUAUAACACCAUCUAGUUCUCGCAAGGCUUCAACAGCUUCUCAAAUGUCUGAUAAGACACCACCAACAUCUCGCAAAGGUUCUGGAGUUCCACAAAUCUCCAAUAAAGUUAAUACCACUCCACCUUCCUCUCGUAAGGGUUCUACAGUUUCUCAGACAUCUGUUAAAACAACUCCUCCAACCUCACAGAAUGAGUCUGAAGCUACAGUAAACUCUAAAAACAUUGAAAAUACAGAUGGGGCAAAAACUAAAGUUGCAGAGAAAGGAGUAGAAACCAAUAAAGGAGCUACCCCACACCAACAACAACAAGGAAAGACCCAAGAUGGACAUGUUCCUAUCUCCUCUGAAAUCCCUGAAGAGUCUAGAGGUAGAGCUCAGUCUCCUUUACUUCCACCUGCAGCUUCUGCUGUCUCUGGGAAGGUUCUGGGAUUUGGUUCCUCCCUCUUUAGCUCAGCAAGUAAUCUGAUCUCAUCAGCUCUAGAUGAGCCUUCUACAACACCGCCCACUUCUCUUAAAGGUUCCACAUCUUCCCAACGAUCUGCUAAAACUACAACCCCACCCUCUUCUCGUAAAAGCUCAUCUGUUUCCCAGACUUCAGAGAAGAUUACCACUCCACCUUCCUCACAAAAGGGCUCUGGAGUUUCUCAGAUAUCUCUCAAGACCAGCACGCCUCCUGCUUCCUCAAAAGGAUCUGAUGUCUCUCCUAAAAUGCUUCCUUCAGAUUACAAAAAUGUACAUGCUGAAAAUAUACAAGAACAGAUAAAAAAAGAUAAGAAAUCCAUGGUCAAUCAGGCACAGCCAACAACUGUAUCAGUUACAAAAGAUACAGAUCUACCGGAAACAAAAAGGACAGAGUCCACUAAAUCAUUUCCCAAAGCCUGCCCUCUCUGUAAAGUUGAUUUGCAGAAGGAUCCUCCCAAUUACAAUACCUGUACUGAGUGCAAAACCACUGUGUGUAAUCUAUGUGGCUUUAACCCCAUGCCCCAUGAGACAGAGAAAAAGGAGUGGCUAUGUCUGAACUGCCAGAUGCAAAGAGCUCAAGCUGAGACUGAUAAAGUACCUCCACCAGUAUCACCACUAAAGAAAGCAACACCAACUCCUGUUCCUACACAGAAGAAGCCACUCGAUUCCACAGAUGCUACUGAAAAAGAAAAGACUGCAUUAUCCGCAGGUACAACACCAGGGUCUGGGAAGGCAAGUGCAGUUCCACCAACACAGAAGCUACCCCAGCAGCAAGACAUAAAAAAUUCAGUACAGCCAACACAGAAGGAUGAUACUGUAUCCACAAAAUCUAAAGCCCCACCAAAGAUUGCAUCCACAAAAGAAGAGAGUGGCUUGUUUGGUUUUGGACGCUCUAGAUCACCUUCUCCCCAACCUGCUGCUUCCAGUGUUUCUGGAAAGGUCUUUGGAUUUGGUUCUUCCCUGUUGAGUUCGGCUUCUAAUCUUAUCUCCACUGCUGUACAAGAUGAAUCCUCCACCACACUCCUUGCAACUCAGGAGGUUUCAGCAGCUUCUCAAACACAUGUGAUAACAACAUUAACACCAACUACUUCUCAGAAAGGAUCAGCCGAUGUGUCACCAAAUCAAGGAGCUAAAUCUGUUGAAGAAGAGCAGAAAGACAAGAAACCUGAAGAGAAAAUGACAGAAGUUCAGGAAAAAGUAGUAACAAAAAAGGGUGACCAGAAGUCAGAGCCCUCAAAGACUUGCCCUCUUUGUAAAGCAGAAAUAAUGAAGAAUCCACCAAAUUACAGCACUUGUACUACUUGCAAGAGCACUGUGUGUAAUCUCUGUGGAUUCAACCCAAUGCCACAUCAAACUAAGGUGAAGGAAUGGCUGUGUCUGAACUGCCAGAUGCAGAGAGCUCCCGAACCUCCAGUUGUGAAACCAGGAACUCAGACUACUAAAUUACCUCCACCUGCAUCACCAAAAAAACAAGACACUGUGGGUGUUGUAGCAGAGGAUCAGAAACGUAAUGCUUCAGGGAAACAAGGCGGCAAACCCAAUCUUGCAGAUUCCAAGCAAACUACAUCAGAUGCCCAAAUCCAUAAAAAUGUCUUACCUGCCAAAUCUGAUCAUCCGCCUAAAUCUGAACCUUCUAAACAGGAUUCAGAUUUUUUCAGCUUAGGUUUUGGUGGUUCUCAUUCAAGAUCACCAUCUCCUCACCCCACUGUGUCUGCUGUCUCUGGGAAGGUUCUAGGCUUCGGUUCCUCCUUCCUUAGCUCAGCAUCCAAUCUGAUCUCCUCGGCUGUCCAGGAUGAACCUUCUAAAACUCCACCAACAUCUCGUAAAGGGUCUACAGUUUCCCAGACUUUGAAUAAGACAACACCAACACCUCCCACUUCUCAAAAAGCAUCAGUAGCUCCACAAGACACUAAACUAAAUCUUCCUGCAGCAGAAUCAAAUCCAACCUAUUCACCAACCCAAGAACAGAAAAAGCCACCAGAUGCUCAAUCAUCCAAACCUAUACAAACUCAAGUGAAAGAGGAGCAUCCAAAAGUGUGCCCACUCUGUAAAGAGACCCUUAAGAAGGACACAAAAAACUAUAGCUCUUGCACUUCUUGCAAAAGCAUUGUUUGCAAUCUCUGUGGAUUCAGUCCACAUCAAACUGAAGUGAAAGAGUGGCUGUGUUUGACCUGCCAAAUGCAAAGAACUUCAGGUCCUCCCCCAGCUCAAUCACAGUCUAACAAAGUACUUCCACCAGCAUCUCCACGAAAGGAAGAGAUUCCAGAGAAGAAGCCAAGUGUUAUAGCUGAGCAGGAAAAGAAACCUCCUAUAGAAACCAAAACACCAAUACCACCAAAUACUCAAAUAUCUAAAGGUGAUGCUUCUCCUUCCAUGUCUGCUCCACUACCUAAAGGGGAACAGAUUAAAGAGGAGUCAGGUUUCUUUGGCUUUGGUUUCGGUGGUGCUCGAUCCAGGUCUCCCUCUCCUCAAACGGCUGUCUCUGAUAAGGUUUUUGGUUUUGGAUCCUCUAUCCUCAGCUCAGCAUCUAACCUGAUCUCUUCGGCUGUUCAGGAAGAAUCCACCACCAAAACUCCACCACCAUCUCGCAAGGGAUCUACAGUUUCCCAGACUUUAAAUAAGACCACACCAACACCACCCACUUCUCGAAAAGGAUCAGUUGCUCCUCAGGAUGCUAAACAAAAACCACCCGAAGGGGAAUCAAAGACAGUUGUUACAUCAAUGCAAGAACCAAAGCCAGUACAGAAAACCCCAGAUCCUAAUCUGGCCAAACCUCCACAUGCUCCAGAGGAGCUUCCAAAAAUCUGUCCACUUUGCAAAGAAACCCUCAAGAAGGACCCACAGAACUACAGCUCUUGUAGUUCUUGUCAGAAAAUUGUUUGUAAUCUCUGUGGAUUCAAUCCCAAUCCACAUCAAACCGAGGUGAAGGAGUGGCUAUGCUUGACCUGCCAGGUACAGAGAACCUCAGGACCUCUCCCUGCUCAGCCACAAUCCAACAAAGUACCACCAGCAUCUCUAGAAAAGAAAGCAACUCAAAUUCUGCCUUCUUCAGAAAAGAAACAGAGUGUCCCUGCUGAGCAGGACAAGAAACCUCCAGCAGAGACUAAAAAACCUACAAUUACUCCAACACCAAAUGCUCAAAAGUCCACCGGUGAAGCUUCUACUUCCAAACCUACUCCAUCAUCUAAAGUUGAACAGACUAAGGAAGAGUCUAGUUUCUUUGGCUUUGGUUUUGGAGGUGCUCGAUCCCGGUCACCUUCUCCUCAGUCUGCUGUCUCUGAGAAAGUUAUGGGUUUUGGGUCAUCCUUCCUUAGUUCAGCAUCUAAUCUGAUAUCCUCAGCCAUUCAGGAUGAGUCAUCCACCAAAACCCCAUCAAGUUCUCGCAAGGGAUCCACUGUGUCCCAAAGUUCUAUUAAGAUGACACCGACACCAACACCACCUACCUCUCGAAAAGGUUCAGAAGCUUCACAACCCACACAAAAAAUGAAACCACAAGAACAAGCCAAACUUAUUACUGUACAGAGACAGGAUGGAAAGAAAAAAGAGGGAAAUAAACCACAGGAUGAGAUGACCAAAGAACCAGUCGUUGAUGUGAAAAUUAACAGACCAGCCCCGGAGCUUCCGAAAGCCUGUCCACUCUGUAAAGUGGACAUAAAGAAGGAUCCACCAAAUUACAACACUUGCACUGAAUGCAAGGACAUGGUGUGCAAUCUUUGUGGAUUUAAUCCCAUGCCACAUCAAACUGAGGUUAAGGAAUGGCUGUGUUUGAACUGUCAGAGAAAGAAAGCUCAAAUGUCUCCCUCUGCCCAACCACAGCCACAGGUUAGCAAAGUAUCUCCACCAACAGUACCAGAAAACAAAGAGGCUCUCAUACAUACUCCAAUUCCAAUGUCUCCAAAAAAUAAGCCAGAUGUCAUUAGGAAGAUAAGCACAUCAGUUGUUACAGAGAAUCAAGAGAACAAACCUACACAAGCUACAACACAACAACCUGAAAUGCCAAAACGUGAUCCUUCACCUGCAAAAUCAUCUGUACAACAGAAACCAGAACCUUCUAAAGAGGAAUCAGGAUUAUUUAGCUUUGGUUUUGGCGGUGUUCGAUCUGGAUCACCUCAGCCUUCAGUGACUGCUGUCUCAGGGAAGGUUCUAGGCUUUGGAUCCUCCUUUUUGAACUCUGCAUCUAAUCUAAUCUCCUCAUCCGUUCAAGAUGAGUCCUCCACAAUGCCACCAACUUCUGGUAAGGCUUCCACAGCUUCUGAAAUGUCUGCAAAGUCUACAACACCACUGACAUCUCGCAAGGCAUCUGUGGUUUCCCAAGCUUCAGUUAAGACUCCACCAACACCACCCGCUUCUAGGAAAGGAUAUGUUCCUUCUCAAAAAGUUCCACCUUCUGACACAAAAGCACAUAUAACAGACAAACCAAAGGAGGACAAAACAGAUGAGAAGCAUGUGCAACAGGCUUCAGCAGUACCUGAAGCUUCAGUAGUAGCAGUUGCAGCUCCUAAAGCAUGUCCUCUUUGCAAAGUCUAUCUUAAUGUGGGUUCAAAGGACACUCCUAACUACAAUGUCUGCACUGAGUGCAAGAACACUGUUUGUAACCUCUGUGGAUUCAACACAACACCCCAUCAAACAGAGGACAAUGAAUGGCUUUGUUUGAAUUGCCAAACACAGCGAGCAUUAAAUGGAAUGGAACCACAAGGACCUCCCAAAAUAAAUAACCAUCAACAACCUGAAAAUGUCUCCAUCUCAGCACCACCUCCAAGAACAGAAUGUAUAACACCAGGGGCACCAUCAUUAGUGCCAACCAUGGUUCCUGAUCCUGAAACCCAAAAGAAAGAGAUUCAAGCUGUGGCCAUUCCUGAUAAAACUAAGACUCCUGUUUCAGUGGAUGCCCAAAAGAAAGAAUCAGUCUCAGCUUCACCAAAACCACCAGAGACUAACAUAAAGGCACAACCUGCAUCCUCUCAGAAGAAAGAAACAUCAGAUUCAAAGAAAGAUAAAACAUCUGACACACUCUUAAAGGAGUCGGACAAGUCUCCAGAAAAAUCUGCUCCAACUCCACAGGCAGAGCCACCAAAACAGGAAUCCAGUUUCUUUGGUUUUGGAUUUGGUGGUCCUAAGGUACAACCAGCUUCUUCUAAGCCAUCCGAGUCAACCACUGGGAAACUCUUUGGCUUUGGUGGCUUGACAGAAACAGCUAGAUCUCGAUCACCAUCACCACAGUCCGUUUCUGCUGUCUCUGGGAAAGUUCUAGGCUUUGGAUCCUCUAUAUUUAGCUCAGCAUCAAAUUUAAUCAGCUCAGCUGUUCAAGAUGAAACUUCCACUACACCCCCAACUUCUCGAAAGGCAUCCACAGUUUCCCAGACCUCUGCUAAGACUACUCCUCCCACAUAUCGUAAAGGAUCUGCAGUGGCACUAGACUCUAGUAAGAUAGGAGACCCCAAACCAUAUGCAGGACAAGAUGCAGAGAAACCAGCGGAGAAGAAACCAGAAAUCAAGCAAGUCACAGCCAAACCACCUCAGAAACCUGCUCCUGAAGAAGUCAAGACUAAUUGUCCAUUAUGCAAAGUGGAACUCAAUAUUGGUUCCAAGGAUGCUAAGAAUUUUAACACAUGCACAGAAUGCAAGACAACAGUGUGCAGCCAAUGUGGAUUUAAUCCAAUGCCUAAUCAAACAAAGGUUGAGGAAUGGCUCUGCCUGAAUUGCCAGGUACAACGGGCACAGGCAGGGAUGAAAACAACUGAAAGUCCCACAGUGAAACCUCAGUCAAUUCCCUUAGUUAAACACAACCAAACUCCAUCCAAAGUUGACAAGGUAUCUACAGCUCCAGUUGAAACCAAACUGGAUGAGAAGCCUGCUGCAGCUGAAAAGAAAGCUGUCUCUCCUCAAGAAAUAAAGAAAGAGAUCUCAGCUCCAAGCUCUCAACAAAAGGCAGGUACUGAUGCCAAGGCAACUGAUACAAUCACCCCAAGAAAAGAGCCUCCUAAGCAAAACAAUACUCAACUAAAUCCGGCGAAAGCUCUACAAGAGCCACCCACAGAUACAACCAUUCCUGUAAAAUCUGCUCCACCUACCAAGAUUGGACCCCAAAAACAGGAAUCAAAUUUUUUUGGUUUUGGAUUAGGUGGUCCUAAAGCACAGCCUACUUCUUCUAAACCAUCCGAGUCAACUACAGGAAAGUUCUUUGGUGGAUUUGGUGGCCUGACAGAAACAUCUAGAUCUCGUUCACCAUCCCCACAGUCAGUUUCUGCUGUCUCUGGGAAAGUUCUGGGUUUUGGAUCCUCAUUAUUUAGCUCAGCGUCUAAUCUGAUCUCCUCAGCUGUUCAAGAUGAGCCAUCCACAACACCCCCAACUUCACGAAAAGGCUCCACAGUUUCUGUUGAUUCAGGUAAAUCUACCACAGCACCAGCUUCUCGCAAAGGCUCAGUGGCCUCUGCCAAGACUACACCACCAACAUUGUGCAAAGGAUCUUUUGCAACAGAAUCCAACAAGGUACUUCCUGAAAAAGAGAACAAGCCACAUGUUGAAAAGAAACCAGAGCAGCUCAAUGAGAGCAAAGUAUCAAGGACACCUACUUCAGAAAAGGAUAAACCUGAAGCUGGACAGGAUAAAUUAGUAAAACAUCCUGAAAGUGUACCUCAACCAUUCACCUGCCCACUCUGCAAAGCGGAUCUUAACAUUGACUCAAAGGUCCCUCCUAAUUACAACACCUGCACUGAAUGUAAAAGCAUUGUAUGUCAUCUCUGUGGAUUCAACCCCAUGCCUCAACUUGCUGAGGCUGAGUGGUUGUGUUUGAUUUGUCAAACACAGAGAGCUCUAGCUGGGCAGCUGGGAGACAUGGGAAAAAUACCCAUACCCAGCCCAGUAUCCAUAAAAGACAAGCCUACAGUCACACCCAAAACACAGCUGUCCGAGACUUCUGCACAGACACUUAUUCCAAAAUCUGAGCCAAAACAGUCACCUGCAAAGCAGGCAGAGGAGGAGAAAACCAUCCCUACAAUUGUUGCAAAGGCAGUGGUGACUGUUCCAGUGUUCCCUGCACCUCUCCCUGUUGUUCCUACCACAGAUAUGCUGCAGACAGAGAUGACAGCUGUGGUGGCACCAGUACCAGCUGCAGAGACUCAGAAAGCUGUUAUUGCUGCUGCUGAGGUCACUUUAAAAGAAACAGGCAAAGACAAAGUCCCUGAUGAGACACAAGUAGAGAGAGAACCGAUGUCUAUGCUUCCAGCAGUGUCAACUGAGGCAGAUGAAGUAAAGGUUAAAGAGGAUACAUACACUCAAACUGCAAUAGAAGGACAACAAAAAGAUGUUGUGGUACAGAUAGAUAGCAGUCUUCCAGAAAUUUCUAAAGUAGACACCUUAAAAGCAGAUAUUAAAGAGCAACAUAGAAAGGACAUCUUGCCGGUAUCAGUAGAAUCAUACAGCUCGGCUGAGGAGGAGCUUAAGGAGAUACAGAGAGUCAGUGAAAUGACCAUAAUAGAUACUACUACAAAACUGUUGCCUGUCAGAGCAUCAGACAGUGUAAAACAAUACCAUGAGGACAGCAGUGAGAGUGAACCCUCCCCUCAGAUACAGAGAAGAAGAGUGAGGCCUGCUUCCUCCAGCAGUGAGGACUACAAACUAGACAGUUCAAAUUCUGUAGAUGACGAAGAGUUCAUAAGAAGACAACUUAUGCACAUGGGUGAAGAGGAGAGCUUACCUUCUGAUGGGGAAAAACACAGAGAAGAAGAACAAACACAGCAAGAAACCAGAGAAGUCGAAAAAUCUGAUGAUUCCAUGAAGCCUAAAUAUGCCCUAAAGAAACUUACUGUAGAGCCUGAGGAAAUUUCUGAUAUCAGUCUGUCUUCUCAUGACCAAGAUGAUCAAGUUGCCCGAGCCAUCCCUGUCUCGGAAGCAUUAGAAGAAAUCAGAGUGGAAAUAUAUGUGUCAAAUGACAAUGAAAAGAUCAUAGCUACUGACACCACAGCCAUUACACAAAAAACUCCUGUUAGACAGACCACAGAGGAACAUGAGAAUCUGAUUGAAGACUCAUCCAAGGGUGAUGGGUCGUCCAGUGUUCAGGUGUCUAGCAUCACGCCAGGAACAGCUUCGUCUACUUCUGUAUCCUCUAUUGAUGAAGACAGUGAUAGUAGCCCAAGUCAUAAAAAGGCAAGAGCGGAGGGUAAACAGCAAAGAAAGGCAAAACACAGACCUCAUGGCCAGGCCCUUGCCACUAUAGAGGACUCGUCUGAGGAGGAUGAGUUACGUGAGGAGGGUAAACGGAUGGAUCAGGAAGAUGAAAGAGAUGAUCAGCAGAAGUUAAGAAAGGUCACAAAAAAAUUAAAGGCAGAAAGAGAUGAUCUGGGCAUGCAAAGGAGACGUCAUAAUUUGGUUAAAACUGAUAAAUUAAGGAAGGCAGCAGGGAUGGAGGAACAGAAGUCAUCCUCCUUCUCUGACUUUUCUCCUAGUUUUGAAUCUGAACCAGAUAAUGCAGAAUACAGAACAUUAUCAUCUGAAGCACAUGAUGCUGCAGAUAAGCCAUUAAAGAGUGCUGAAGAGGUAUAUGAGGAAAUGAUGCAGAAAGCACAGGAAUACAAAACAUCAGAGAAAUUCACACCACCCGAUAUUGAACCAUUAUAUGGAGGCAUGUUAAUAGAGGACUAUGCUUAUGAAACUUUAGUUGAACAACCAGAACAGGCUGCAACAGCUCUUGGUAAAGUCACCCAUGAGCAAGAUUUGAGAAAGUUGUCUGAACAUGAGUCAGUGAGGAUACUUAUGACACCAGAUGAGGCUUAUGAGGAGAUGAUGCAUAAAAGGAGCAAGAUCAUGCAAAAAGACGAGGUGGCUCAGCAAACACAUGCAACAAAGAUCGACAAAUCCUUGCCACUUGAUGUCAGUGACACUUGUUAUGUGACUAUUUCUGGAAAUUAUGCACUUACUACAGAUAAAAAUGCAAAGCCACUGUUGCAAACAGAGGAUGCCUAUGAAGAGCAACUGAAGACACAAAAAGAUGUUUUAACACCGGGAACAAGUCCGACACAGUCAACUCCUGUGUCUCCUGCCUCCCCUCUAACUGUGUCUGAGUCAUCAUAUGAUUCCCCCGAGGUGAUUCUCAUCCCUUCAAGUGGGGAAGAAGACAACCUAGCUGAACCUAUAGAAUGCAUUUUGGAGCCUUAUAUUACAGAGUCCACAUCUACUCAGAAUGUAUUUGGGAAUAAAGCUUUAUAUCCAAUUCCUGACUUAAAGAUCACUCAGUGCUCCUCUGGUGAAGAGGAAGUUGAAGAGGAGUACAGUGUCACACAAGAAAAAAUGUCAUCUGAGCCAACUGAUAUCCCUCAAAGUGAAGAGGAACCACAAGCCCCAGAAGAAUCAUUUGAGACUGUUCCCAUUUCUGUAAUCUGUGAAGUUCCCUCAUCAAAACAUGUUGUGGAGACAACAGCAAUAUCACCACUGUCUCCACCAACAUCUUCAGCAGUCUCAUCCCCAGAUUCAAAUUUAGAACUAACAACAGCACCAUCAUCCUCUCCGGUUUCUGACCAGGCAUCUGAAUUAACUACUCCAGCUAGCCCCAGUGUUGCUGAAGUUUCUGCCCCAGUUGUAAUUCACAUGCCAGACUUGGUGUCUGAGCAAGCCACAACACACCCAUCAGCAAGUGCUCCUGUUGCAUCUUCCACACGGAUUAUUGUAUCCUCUUCACCGGUCACUCCAGCCUCACCACAUGUCUCAGAAAAUGCUAGCACUCCGACUCCUUCUGAAAUUCUUGUUUCAAAGCCAACACCAGGUCCAAAACCAACUCCUGCACCAAAACCAACAGUUAUACCAAAACCUACACAGGAAACAGUCCCUACUCCAGAUAGUCUUUCAUCCUUUACACUGGAUUCAGCUUGUCAAUAUUUAGCUCAGAAACCUUUGGCCGGUGCAAUACAUGAAUCACUUUCAGCUGCUAAAUCACCCUCUACAGACAAACAAGCUGUUGUACAAAUAAUUGCUCCAAAAGAAGACUAUGUAAAAACUCAUACUACUACUGUUGCUACACCCAUUGUUCAGUCUCAAAAAGGACCUUUAACACAAACUUCUGUUGUUGUUCAAAUGCCCGAUCUUGUGUCCCCUGCAUUAGACCAUCCAGUUCUAGAACAAACUCCAGUUUCAGCACCUAACCUGCCAUCCACUGCACUCAGGAAUCAGAUUCCUACAACUAACACCAUUGUUGCCCAAAUACCAGACCUGGUUACAUCUCCAUCUCAAUCAAUCUCUGUGACUUUUCCAAUACCUUCUCUAACCUAUGCCCCACUUCCAGCUACAGUUUCAGCAGUGGAUCAAGCACCUAUUGCUGUUCCAACAAUGGUAUCAGACUCAAUACCAGCAAAGGUUCUCUCUGCAGACCAGACCAGCUCAGCUGUUGAACAAGUGGCCACACCACCAUCUGCUCAAUCCAGUAUUCCUGCUUCAGCAAAAGAGACUCAGCCACCAACCAGUAUUUCUAUUCAAAUUCCUAUUCAGAGGUCAGAAGAAACCAGAUCAUACAUGGCAGCCCAGUUAGGCCAGGCAGCCGCUAUUUCACCUCCAGCAGGUCAUAGAGAGCAUAUUGCUGCAAAGACAGUCUCUGUUGUUUCUCCCACUGUUACUACAACUGUUGCUUUUGGAACUUCACCCUCCCAACCAGUUCAAUCAAGGCUGACCAAUAUUCAGCCAAGAAUGGUGGAAAUGCAGAUGGAAAAUAUACCAGAUGAUGGAAUUUCUCCACAACAGUCAGUUUCACAAAUAAUUUCUCCUGUCGUGCAGACAGAGAGAGGCCAGCCUGUUAUUGUUAGUGUUUCUCCUUUUACAUAUCCAGCCACAAUGUCAAGAUUCAUCACUGAUUCAACAGUCCCACCUUGUGUGACAUCUGCAAAACCCCAUGUUUCUCAAGAAAGAAUAGAUAAACCAGUGAUUUCAUUUCCACCACCUCCUCAAGCUUCACCACCAGAUUUGCCAUAUAGCGCAGUACCCAAGGCUGAUUUUAACCAGCAAAUGACUAUUCCAACUCCCUCAUCAGUUACAGCAACUCUACCUGAACCCCCACCAAAUGUGGCCAGCGUAAAUAUAAAACCAGCUGUGACCCCAACACACAAAUCACCACCCCCUGUUCCCCCCAAACCUGUAUGUAUUCCACCAGGACUGGUAUUUAGUCACAGAUCAAGAGAGAGCGUUAAGCCACCAGUUAGCCCCGAGCCAGUAGUUGUUCAAGCAGUUCAUGCUGCAACUUUGCCAAGAACAAGGGAACCUCCAAAUGCAUUGUCACUAAGUUUGGCUGCCCCUGUAGAGACCAAGCACAGUGCUUCAUCACCAAAAUCACCUUUGUCACCCAGAUUUGCUAGAACUCUUGAAACAUAUGUGGUGAUAACAUUGCCCUCAGAACCAGGAUCUCCUGUCGAGGGCAUUACAACUCAAGCACCGAUGAGAAGAUCAUCACUGCCAACUCCCAGACAGCAGGUUCCAUCUGAUGCUCCAAGAGUGUUUUCUCCAGCUUCAGUGGAUGCACCUGUGUCAUUAAUUUCAGCACAAAUUGUAGCAGCCCCACCAAAGCCUACCUCAGCUUUAAAUACAGCAGCACCCCUUGAGGUGAUGGCACCUGACUUUGCUUCAGACAUAACAGAGACUCAUCAUAUCACACUAGCUGCAGUUCCAAGACAAAGUAUUACGGAACCUUGUGUAAUGGUCCCAGAGCUGCCAGUUGCUUCUGUACAAACAUUUGUUUCACCACCUCUUGUAAUGGCAUCAUCAGGAGUAGCACGAUCUAUGACUGUUGUUCCUCAUAUCACAAUGGAGAAUACAAUGAAUUGCCUAUCUGCAAUUAUAACCCCACAUGAUACAGCACCAGUUGUAAUGGCACCUACUGUUUUGAUUUCAGCAGCACCUGUUGCAGCAGCAGCAGCACCACCACCACCACCGCCCAUUGCUAUGGAACCAACAGCAUAUCCAGCAAUGAUGUACCCCACACCUUCCUUUAUUUAUCCUCUUCCCACAGCUCCAGUCUCAGUGGUGCAUACAUCAAAACCAUCAGAGGAGGUACCGGUAGCCUUAGCUCCACUGUCAGGAGUUUAUGCUGAUUCUGUUCCUCACAAUACAGUAAGUGAUGUGCAACAAGAACUUGAAAUGCAACAAAUGCAAACAACAUAUUCUGCUCCAAUAACAAUAACCCAGAUUCCAAUCCCAGCUCAAAAUGAAGACAUUCCUGGUUUGGAUAUGGAAGAAGUACUAAUAGUCUCAGCUUCUGAAGAGGCCUUAACUGAACUGGGUCCAUCACCAGUACCAAUAACACGGCUUCAAGGCCACCAAGCAGUUUAUGAGCAAAAAAAAGAAAUUCCAGCAGUGACCUCUGCAACAACUGUGCCACCAGUACCAGUCACAUUUACACAAUUUACAGAAUCUAUUGAGAGUCAAGAAGUUUGUGGACAAGAUAAAGUUAUAUCAAGCAUGAGCCAAGUCUACUCUGCAAUCUCAACAACUGAGCAGCAUCCUGAUGCAUUGCCUAAUCUUGUAACCCAAGUUGUCAAGACUGAAGUACAAAGAACAACAACUGUGUCAGUUGUCCAGGAGAGGAUUCCUGUCGAACCCAUACCUGAACCUGUGGGGGCUACAGUCACAAUCCAGCCAGAAAUCCAUCCAAAGCCUAAACAGAAUGGAAGAAUACACUACCCUAGUGACGUUAUAGAUCUUACCACAUUUAAAGUCAAUGUUACAAUGACUGACCAAGGAAUGGAUCUGACUGCCCCAGAUGCAAGUAGGUCUUCCUUGUCAAGUGAAUCAAGUGUGCGACAGGCCACUGCUGUACAGCCUGAAAUUGUGAAUCUUAGUGCUGAAAUAAUCCCCACUACAACACUCUCUGUUGUAACUGACAGCAUAACAAUUGUCACUUGCACAGCUACAAUUGCCUACAACAACAACACAGUUGACAAGCCUCUGGACCUGGGAAAUGCUACUUCAGUGCCUCUUCCACUUACCACAUAUAAUCCAUUUGAGCCACUUGCACAGAUAGUGUACAGGCCUGUGAAUUUGCAACCGAAGCCUACAACCAGUGCAGAGAUUCCUGUUAACCUUUCAUACAGAGCUGUUGCAACCACGGCUCCUACUCUUAUGCCUGUAACUAUAGCCCCGGUGAGCUUCACAAAUGGCACUGCUGGUAUACCAAUACAUAUAAAGCCAUUGGCAGUUGGACCUGUAGACCUCACCAGGUCUAAGCCAAUGAAAACCAUGGUUGCUUUGUCCUCAUCCUCUGGAGUGGUCACAACUGUUUUGGAAGAUGAUGGUACACCAGUUGAUCUAACAUCUGGAAGACGGACUGCUUGCUGCGAUGUAAUUUACAGGAUUCCUUUCACAGGGAGCUGCAGAACACAACCUCCUGUGACCACACAGCCAGACAAUCAAAUUGGCUAUCAAAUUGAUAUUGCCACAACACCUGUCAUUGAAGAUCUUAGUACCAUGAAGGCUUUGAUAACCGACAGUGAUUUUGCAGAGGCUGGACUCUUUGGUUAUGAAAGAAAGAAUGGAUUCUCAUAUCAGAAUGGGGCAUCUGAGGGGGCUAUUGAUUUGACAUCAGCUAAAAUGUCAACAGAAGAAGCCUUAGACUACUCAAAGAAAGGCACUUUGGCAUUAACUGGGAUCACCACUACUCCAUAUUCUCAAGGAACUUCGUUUGGCAUUGAUAGUUUACUAAGAUCGACAAAUGGCAUCGUUUACUCAUCUGUUGCUGCACCCGUUCCCUCCACAUAUGCAAUUACCACGCAACCAGGUUCAAUAUUCAGCACAACAUACAAUAGUCUCACCAAUUCUAUGGAGCCAUUUUCAGCACUUCAAAAUCAGUCUGCUCCAUGUAGCUUUGUACACACCACAGCCACAGACCAAUCAAUAUUCCCGCAUCCUGAUAUAUCAAAGGAUAUCCUACCUUCUGCAUUAGCCAGUCUCCUUCCCUCCCUGACAGCCUUCCCUGAGCUCUACUCUGAUGCUACUCUUGAGGUAAUAGCAGCCUCACUGGACAUGCUGGUAUCCCCGAAUUUCCCUGAUUUAGAUGACAGCAAGAGCCAACAGUACAAGGCUGAACAUGAGUUCUUACAAUUGGAGAAAUUGAAACAGCUGUGUCUAGCGGAAGAACUUGAAUGGGAGAGGCAAGAGAUACAGCGUUACCGUGAGCAAGAGCAGAUCAUUGUUCAGAAGGAGCUGGAGGAGCUUCAAAACAUGAAGCAGCAACUUCUAAUGCAGCAAGAAGAGGAAUGCAAAGCCCAUCUGAUUCUUCAGCAAGAAACAUUUGCACAGCAGCAACUUCAGUUUGAGCAAAUCCAUCGAUUACAGCAGCAACUCCAGCAACAACUAGAAGAGCAAAAGAUAUACCCAUAUGGGUUUGGGCCAAGUGAGGGUAUGUCCCCACCCUUGAGCUCAGACAUCAUACUUGACUCAAAAUAUUCUAGGGGAGAUAAUGGACAGUACUGGCCAGUGAAGGAUGACAAUUCAGUGUCAUCUGCAGUGUCCACCCAUGACUCCACAUCAGGUCAAAACUGGCUAACAACAACUUCUGGAGCUUUUACACAGUAUAGUUCAAGCAUUCCUGUAUCAGUGAGUGCACAGACAAAGGAUCAAAUGCAGUUGUCCACAAACCUACCAGAUACAGCCAAGCAAGAGCAAAGUGUGGGGUUAAGUGGAAAGAAAUUGGUUGAGAGUGGUGUUCAAACAGAUGAUGAAGAUGGGGUUGAAAAGAUUCCUUCUGGUAGAAGGAGAAGAAGUAGGAGAAGUGUAGAUAGCUGUGUGCAAACUGAUGAUGAGGAUCAGGAUGAAUGGGAUGUCCCCGUUCGGAGCAGACGCAGGUCUCGUUCCAGUAGAUAUGCUGAUGGAGAGAAGGGAAAAAGCUCCAAGGUAUCAAGUAUUGCGAUUCAGACUGUAGCAGAGAUUUCAGUUCAGACAGAGCAUUCAGGGACAAUUAGGAGAUCUCCUGUUCGGGCUCAGGUGGACACAAAAGUAGAUUUACACAGAGAGGGCCAAACAGAAAGUGAUUCAGAAAAUACGUCAGACAGAGAUAAAAGACGUCCAGCUCCUUCUGAGAUAAGUGUUAGCACACACCUGACAGCUGAUGAUGUUGGAACAUUGUUAGUUACCAAAUCUCCAAAAGUAUUAUGCUCCCCGGUUUCACCAGUGUCCCCUGGGAAAAGCUCACAGAAGAUGCUUACUGCUGAUUCAUCAAGGCAUCUCAGUAGUACAAGAUCACUAAGGGCCUCACAACGAUCUCUGUCUGACCCCAAGUCACUCAGUCCGACAACUGAGGACAGACUGAUGUACCAGUACUCAGACACCUACUCAAGCAAAGGUUCCCAGAGCGGCACACCAGUUGGCACUCAGAAGAAAGUAAAACGCACACUACCUCAUCCACCACCGGAAGAAGAUACCCUUAUUGGCCUCUCUGGGUACACCACUGCUUCUGCCAGAAGACGAAUGUGCCGAAACACCACUAUGGCGCGGGCCAAAAUCCUCCAAGACAUAGACAAAGAGCUGGAUUUAGUUGAACGUGAGUCCUCAAAACUCCGUAAGAUACAGGCAGAACUUGAUGAAGAGGAGAAAGAGAUAGAUGCUAAAUUGAGAUAUCUGGAGAUGGGUAUAAAUAGAAGAAAAGAGGCUUUACUGAAAGAGAGAGAGAAGAGGGAGAGAGCCUACUUACAAGGAGUGGCAGAAGAGCGAGACUACAUGUCAGAUAGUGAGGUCAACAACAUCAGAGAGGCACGAGGUAAUGGUCAUGGACUAGAACGGCCACGGACUGCCCCACAGUCAGAGUUUAACCAGUUCAUUCCACCACAGACUGAGUCUGAGUCCCAGUAUGCACAUCUUACAAGUCCAUACUCCCAUUAUCAGUAUGCAUCCCAAACAAGUCAGUAUCCUCAGCAGACAUUGUACCAGCAGCAGUCUCUUUACCAUCAGCAGGUGUCCCCCUACCAAUCCAUCUACUCAUCAGUGCCCUCACUCAAUCAACAGUCCCAGCAGACUGGCUAUGACCAUUCCUCACUCCUCCUGAUGCAUCAGAAACCCCGUCAGACUACUUUGUCUGACUUAGAACCAAAGAUUACGACAAACUAUGAGGUUGUACGCAACCAGCCCCUCCUAAUUGUCCCUACAUCCACAGAGAGUGCCUACGGAGUUUCCCAUCUUGGUGGUAAAUACAGUAGCCUUGAUCUGAGGAUGGGCCUGGAAGAGAGGGCCAGCAUGGCCAGCAGUCCCAUGUCCAGCAUAUCAGCUGAGUCCUUCUAUGCAGACCUUGACCACCACAAUGCCAGGAACUAUGUCUUGAUUGAUGACAUCGGCGAACUCACAAAGAGCUCUACAGGCCUUUGUUCUAGCUUAAGUAUCGCCGAUAAGGAUAUCAGCAAAGCUGACCGACUUCUCCGGACUGCUAAUGUUCGUCAGACAGCAGAUGUGGCAGACUUUCUUGGACCUCUUCAGGCUUCUUCUCGAUUGCAUUCAUAUGGUAAAGCAGACGAAGAUUCCAUGGAAGAGCCAUAUGAAUUGAAGAUGUUGAAACAGCAAAUUAAGCAGGAGUUCCGACGUGGUACAGAUAGUCUUGAAAUGCUUACAGGCCUGCCUCACUACCUCCACUCCGACGCUAGUUUUAGACAUUUCCCCAAAGCUGAUAAAUAUAGUAUCGGGAGACUAACUUUAGAGAAGCAAGCUGCCAAGCAACUUCCGGCCUCAGUUCUUUACCAGAAACAGCUAAAGAAUAAAAAAGCACUAAUUGACCCCAAAAUUACAAAGUUUUCGCCCAUCCAAGAGAGCAGGGACCUUGAGCUAGAUUACAGCACCUUUUUGUCCUCUGCCAGCUCAUCAGUUGGUGGACUGUCUUCCAGGGCAAGGCUCCUGCAGGAUGAGAUCACAUUUGGUCUUACGAAGAACCUAGUGGAGCAACAGAAAUAUUUGGGUUCAGCUCUUGGAGCUAACCUGGCUCAGUCACUCAACUUUGGCCAAUCUCUCAACCUAGGGCCUACCAUAAGGUCUUCCCUUCACGAUGAUGGCACCUACCCCAGUGGCACUCGGUCAAGACCUUCCUCUAGGCCUUCCUCUGUGUAUGGACUGGACCUGUCUAUCAAAAGAGAUUUGUCAAACUCCUCACUACGCCUGAAAACAGAGGGUGAGGGCAUGGAUUCCCAGUUUGUAUCUAGGGCUAAACCAACAAGUCUGCCAAUUAGUCAGAGCAGGGGUCGAAUUCCCAUUGUUGCACAAAACUCUGAAGAGGAGAGUCCCCUGAGCCCUGUAGGUCAGCCCAUGGGCAUGGCCAGGGCAUCUGCAGGCCCACUUCCACCUAUCUCAGCAGACUCACGGGACCAGUUUGGCUCCAGUCACUCUCUUCCAGAAGUCCAACAGCACAUGAGAGAGGAGUCCAGGACAAGUGGCUAUAAACGGGACAUUGCCUUUAUAAAGGAUGACCUUCUGGGGGCCAUGUCAGAUAGCGAAGCUGGAGGUCCUAGCUGGAAUGUGAAAGCAUAUCACCUUCAGCACGAAGAGACAGACUGGUUUGACAAACCCUGCCAGGGACGUUGUGGACCAGAAGCCGGGGCAGAGAGAAGACCGAUGAAAGGCAGCCAUUACCCCUUCCCACACACUCGCAUCAAACUGCAACGGGACCCUAAGGACCACACCAUCUCAGGGAGUGGGCUGGGAAUCAGAGUUGUGGGUGGAAAAGAGAUUCCAGGGACCAACAGAGAGAUCGGAGCCUACAUUGCCAAGGUUUCAGCAGGGGGCUGUGCUGAGCAUACGGGAAAAGUUAUUGAAGGAAUGCAGGUUCUGGAGUGGAAUGGAAUCUCUCUGCUGGGAAAGACAUAUGAAGAAGUGCAAAGCAUUGUGGGUCAGCAGUAUGGAGAGGCAGAAAUAUGUUUGCGCCUAGACCUAAACAUGCUCUCCGACACAGAACACCCUCAACAACUGGAGCUCCAUACUCAGCUGAGUGCUGGUGAGCGUCAGCGUUCUCCAGGUGUUGACCCAAAGCAGCUGGCUGCAGAGCUGCAGAAGGUAUCGCAGCAGCAGACUCCUGCCUCUGUGCUGUCUGCUCUGGAGAGAGCGGGACACUUGCAGUCUGGCACCGGAUCAGCCGCUUCAAGUGGGGUCCCCAGCCCUGGGCAACCCGGGUCCCCUUCCGUCAACAAGAAGCGUCAUAGUAGCAAGUCAGCAGAGUUUCUGAAGCAACAACCGCAUCCAAUCACUGGUGAAAUACAACUUCAAAUCAACUAUGACAAGAAUAUGGGCAAUCUGAUUGUUCACGUGCUACAAGCAAGAAACCUCGCUCCUAGAGAAAACAAUGGAUACACAGACCCUUUCGUUAAGGUCUAUCUCUUGCCAGGGAGAGGCCAAGUCAUGGUUGUCCAGAACGCAAGUGCUGAGAACAAGAGAAGAAUUAAAUAUGUCCAGAAGACUCAGAACCCAGAGUGGAACCAGACCGUCAUUUAUAAAAACAUCCAUCUGGAGCAGCUGAAGAAGAAAACUCUGGAGGUUACUGUGUGGGAUUAUGACAGAUAUUCCUCAAAUGAUUUCCUGGGAGAAGUGCUCAUUGAUCUCUCAAACACGACUCAGCUGGAUAACACGCCUCGCUGGCACCCCCUAAAGGAGCAAAGCGAGAGUAUUCACCAUGGAAGAACUCACCCUCCGCAGGGGCCCGGCGGCUCCGGGGGACUCGGAGGUCAGGGCGGCCCUGGAGGGCCAGGAGGUUCUGGAGGUCAAGGAGGGCAACCGGGGAACCAGCAGUCCCCUAAAACCUCUGUCAUCAAGAGCCGAAGUCACGGCAUUUUCCCUGACCCUGCUAAAGAUACACAGGUCCCUACAAUAGAAAAGUCCCACAGUAGUCCUGGCAGCUCCAAAUCUUCCUCUGAGGGUCACUUGCGCUCCCACGGCCCCUCACGCAGCCAGAGCAAAGGCAGCGUCACCCAGGCCCACCUGGAAGAAGCCGGGAACGCCAUCGCUGCAGCUGAGGCUGCGGUGCAACAGGCCCGACUCCAGCCAAGUAACACUUACUACUUCACAUGAGCUCACAGCCUAUCUGUUCUCUGUCUUUCUUUCUUCCUUUCAGUCAGUCCUCUCGUUCUCGCACUCUUCUGCUAUUUCUUUUCCAUUCCCUCUCGUCCUCACCUUUCUGACACA
This is a messenger RNA of Sinocyclocheilus grahami, 25246 nucleotides long. Its product is annotated as protein piccolo-like. Gene Ontology annotation, biological process: protein localization to synapse; presynaptic active zone assembly. Gene Ontology annotation, molecular function: metal ion binding; structural constituent of presynaptic active zone; protein binding. Gene Ontology annotation, cellular component: cytoskeleton of presynaptic active zone; glutamatergic synapse; axon. Bases 233 to 25132 code for a protein of 8299 amino acids. The record is from RefSeq and is a predicted model, not a curated record. The transcript has 34 exons. NCBI's taxonomy places the organism in Eukaryota, Metazoa, Chordata, Actinopteri, Cypriniformes, Cyprinidae.